GAAGUGAUUAAUGAAAAAGCAAACAUUAAAUUAAAAAAGAAACAGCGAAGUUUGCGUGUAUGUUUCAUAUUUGUGUGAUGUAUUAACGUAAAUAGGCUUGAUGGAAUAUAUGUUGAGGUGGGCUGUGACAGAGGCAUCUGAAUAGAGAUGGAAGGAAAUACGGAGGAAAAUGAGAAUGAUAAAGAAGUGAUCAGAUUAGAGAGGGAAUCUGUAAUUCCAGUACUCAAGCCCAGGCUUGUUAUGACCUUGGCCAAUCUCAUUAAACUUGGUGCUGACAGGGCUGAAUUUUUGAAGCUCUGCAAAAGAAUCGAGUACACUGUUCGAGCAUGGUACCUUCUACAAUUCGAGGACUUAAUGCAACUCUACUCUCUCUUUGAUCCUGAUAGUGGAGCUCAGACAUUGGAGCAGCAGAGCCUAUCUCCGGAAGAGAUCCAAAUUCUUGAACAGAACUUCCUGUCCUAUUUGUUUCAGGUUAUGGAGAAAAGCAACUUCAAGGUAACUACUGAUGAAGAGGUUGAUGUUGCACAUGCAGGACAAUAUCUUCUCAACCUUCCAAUAGCAGUUGAUGAGACAAAGCUGGACACGAAGCUUUUUGCUAGGUACUUUGCAGAACAUCCGCAAGAACACCUUCCAGAUUUUGUUGAUAAGUACAUAAUCUUUCGACGAGGAAAUGGAAUUGACAAGACAAAUGAUUUUUUUUAUAUGGAAAAAGUGGAUAUGCUCAUUGCACGUAUAUGGGCAUGGUUUAUGAGACUGACAAGGUUAGACAGAUUGAUAAAGUCGCCUAAACGUCCAAAGAAACCCCGUCACAAAAAUCCCCCCAAAGAAGAAGAUGAUAUGCAAACUGAAGAAGAGCGAGCUGAUUAUGUUGAACGAAUCCGCCUCGAAAAUAUGGAAAUCAGUUUAAGCAAUCUGGUAAACAAGAUAACAAUCCAGGAACCUACCUUCGAUAAGAUAAUCGUUGUUUACAGACUAGCCAGUACCCAGACUAAACCGGAUCGUGGAAUUUAUGUGAAGCACUUCAAACAUAUCCCAAUGGCGGACAUGGAGAUAGUCCUGCCAGAAAAGAAAAAUCCAAGUUUGACUCCAAUGGACUGGGUUUCAUUCCUUGGUUCCGCUAUAGUUGGGCUGGUAGCUGUGGUUGGUUCUUUAGAAAUGCCUAAAGCUGACCUUUGGGUCAUUUUUGCCAUCCUCUCUACAGUAAUUGGUUACUGCGCCAAGAUAUACUUGACGUUUCAGGCAAAUAUGGCUGCAUACCAGAACCUGAUAACAAAAUCUAUGUACGACAAACAACUUGAUAGUGGAAAGGGCACUCUUCUUCACCUAUGUGAUGAUGUGGUUCAGCAGGAAGUAAAGGAAGUCAUCAUCUCGUACUUUAUACUAAUGGAACAAGGCAAAGCUACUCUUGAGGAUCUUGACAUGCGAUGUGAGCAACUAAUUAAAGAAGAAUUUGGUGUGAGCUGCAAUUUUGAUGUAGACGAUGCUGUCGGAAAACUGGAAAAGUUGGGCAUAGUUUCUCGGGACACCAUUGGAAGAUUUUAUUGUGUGUCACUUAAGCGGGCUAACGACAUUAUUGGGAUGACAACUGAGGAGCUUGUAAUAAAGGCAAAAUUGGGAACAGAUGCUUCUUAAAGAUCCAGGGGAAGUUUACUCUGCUUCUCUUCAAUGCCAUCUUGGUGCAUUGAACCUCGCAAAUUUGUUGUUUGCAAGGUUUCAUAUCAAAAUUUCAUUUUAGGAAUUAUAGCCAUAUCUUUUGAUAAACAAUAUAAGUCGUUUCAUUAGUGUUAAAUAUAAUAGAUCUGGUGCAUCCAAAUAUGAAGGAAACAAGAAAGAGUUGCCCCCCCCCCCGGAAGACUUGGGCUUU
This is a messenger RNA of Daucus carota subsp. sativus, 1864 nucleotides long. RefSeq lists its product as uncharacterized. The transcript has 15 exons. The coding region runs from base 148 to 1632 and encodes 494 amino acids. The record is from RefSeq and is a predicted model, not a curated record. Lineage: Eukaryota; Viridiplantae; Streptophyta; Magnoliopsida; Apiales; Apiaceae.